GUGUUGCAGAGCAGUUUGCCAUUGCAGAGGCUAAGCUGAGGGCUUGGUCCUCCGUGGACGGAGACGAGUCCAACGAUGACUCAUACGAUGAAGACUUUCUGCCUGCCAACGAGCCCACCACACAGAGCACUGAUGUGUCCUCCUACCCCCCCUACUUGAAGGAUCUGAUCCACACCCAGCUCUGUCAGCACCUGGGUCUGCGGGGGACCCUCUCUGAAAGCGGGGUGGGUGGAGGGGACGGGGGCUGCAGCCGGGAGCCGUCCCCCACGGCGGGCUCUCCAGACACCCUGUGUUCCAGCAUGUGCAGCCUCGACGAGCAGCACCCCCUGCUCCGUGACCUGGGGGGGCACCGCGGCCCCCACUCCAACGCCGCUGAGCUCGCCGCCAAGAUCCUGUCGGCGCUCCACGGCGGGGAGGAGCUGCUGGCCCGCCUUCAGAGGGUGGGGCAGAGCGGGCCUGCUGGGGGAGAGAGUGGUUUCCAUACCCUGGGAGGGGGCAGACAAGGCUGCAGGCCCUGUGGGGGUCAGGACUCUCCUUGCUACUCCAUGUCUUACUCUGAGACGUACCUGUCACCUGGCGAGGACGACGACACCCCAUGCAAAGACUAUCAGAGCACCAUGUGCCAGGUGGAGGCAGAGGGCAACGAGGUGGAGUAUCCGCCCGGCUACGACCCCAGCCGAAGGGUGUCUGACGUGGCCUCCUCCGGGGUGGUUUCCCUGGACGAAGAGGACGAGGAGGAGGAGCUGGAGGAGAGGGCGGGGCAGCCGAACAACCAGUGACUCCAACAAGCUAAGGGUUAAUGUCUUCUUCUGAACUUUAAUAACUCUCCAUCUCUUAAAUGGCACCUAAAAAAAAAAACGGAACGUCCCACAACGGCGCCCCUCCGACCGACCAUCCAUCUUUGCCUUACCGGUGGUGUUUCAGCUCCUCCCUCUUCCUGCUUCGUUCUCCUCCCACAAAAUCUGUUGGCUUUGAAGGCGUCCAAACAAUCUUUUUGAUCGGAACUCAAAAAAACGCUGGACUCGAUGAGGCAACCCCCCCCAGUGAGUGGUGGGUUUGAACCCCACCCUUCUCAGCUGAGCAAACAGAAUCAGAAGGACUGAGCGGUGGGACUCUGACUUAUCGAUGCAUGUGUUCUGCAAGCGUUGGAAUGACCCGGUCUGGAACAAGACGUGUAAUCUCAGCUGUGCUGUAUUACCCCUGUCAAUGACCCCCCCACCCCCACAUUGGAGGGCAGGUUGACACUGCAUCCUGGCACCUGCCCUUUUCUCCCGCAUAAUUCCCUCUCCUUUGCAAGAGACUGAAUUGCAUCCUUCUGGGCAUGGCUUGCUGAGAAUGCCAAACUAUUUAACCCUGUCACGACCGAGUAGAAGGUGGAAUGUCAGGAAAGUGACAGGAAGUGGUUUGUAUUUU
Oryzias melastigma (Indian medaka) is the source of this 1413-nucleotide messenger RNA. RefSeq lists its product as uncharacterized. NCBI's taxonomy places the organism in Eukaryota, Metazoa, Chordata, Actinopteri, Beloniformes, Adrianichthyidae. The record is from RefSeq and is a predicted model, not a curated record.